Messenger RNA from Phymastichus coffea, 883 nucleotides. RefSeq names its product ATP synthase subunit C lysine N-methyltransferase. The transcript has 5 exons. Gene Ontology annotation, molecular function: protein-lysine N-methyltransferase activity. The record is from RefSeq and is a predicted model, not a curated record. Gene Ontology annotation, biological process: regulation of mitochondrial ATP synthesis coupled proton transport; positive regulation of proton-transporting ATP synthase activity, rotational mechanism; peptidyl-lysine trimethylation. Lineage: Eukaryota; Metazoa; Arthropoda; Insecta; Hymenoptera; Eulophidae. Bases 54 to 737 code for a protein of 227 amino acids. Gene Ontology annotation, cellular component: mitochondrion.
CACUACACAAAACUCUCGCGCGUGAAUCGUGAGAGCAAAUCUGAUAAUAACCAAUGGAGCAAACUAGUAGCGUAAUGGCAAUAAAUAAUAACGGACGAGCAAGUGCAAUGGAGACUGAUGUGCUGUUGGUUGUUAAUGCUGCAGCUCCAUUAAAGUCCUCCAAACUUGGCAUUGUUCUUGCUUCUAUCACAGGUGGAAUUGGAAUAACAAUAAGUGUGCUUUGCUUGCCAUUUGUCAGUCCAGGAUUCAGAAGAAUAUGUUUACCGUAUGUCCCUGCAACGACAAACCAAGUAAAAAAUAUCCUGCAGGCUCUCUCUCUGAAGAGCCGAUCAGGUACUUUACUUGAUGUUGGAAGUGGUGAUGGACGGAUAGUCAUAGCUGCUGCUAAAGCUGAUUUCCAAGCAGAUGGAGUAGAGCUUAAUCCUUGGCUUGUAACGUAUUCAAACAUAUCUGCAUAUAGAAAUGGUGUUUCAUCAAAAACAUCAUUCUUCAAAAAAGAUCUGUGGAAGCAUCACUUCAACAAGUACAACAAUGUUGUGAUAUUUGGAGUUGAAGAAAUGAUGUACGAGCUAAAAGAAAAAUUCAGAGCAGAACUGGGACCAAACACUGCAGUGGUAGCAUGUAGGUUUCCGCUUCCAUCCUGCAAGCCUAUUUAUAAGAUUGGUGAAGGAGUGGAUACAGUGUGGUACUAUGAAACUCCUUUUGUAGAUGUAGAAGACAAGGCAGAAUGUGACUAGCUAAGGAGAUUUUUUAUUGUACAAAUUGAUUAUUAUUGAUAGUCUUAGAUAUACAUAUAUGUAAUUAAUAAAUAAGAUAAUUUCUAACAACAAAAUUCUUGUAAAAGAAACAAAUCUCCUUUAUAAAUAAUACUUGUAUAAAUAAA